AUUACCUGCUGUUUCUACCACAAACAAAAACAGAAAUCGGAAAUCAUAAAUCAACUUUAAAGAACAAAAUAGGAGAAUUAAUCCGCAAUAUAUUUAAGAAUAUUAAGAAGGCUUAUGUAUGUAGUUUGUACUCAUGAUUUUAUAUUGUAUUCACAGGUUAAUUUAGUUCUGCUGUGCAUAAUCAUGCGAAUUCUCAUCUCGAAUGCUUCUAAAUGCUAUUACACUAGUAAAGCAUUAAUAUUUACAGCCGGGGUUGGCUUCCACCAUUCGACCCGGCCAAAUCAUUUAUUAAUACAAAACCAAAAGAUGUCUCAUUGUAAAAACUCACAAAAAAUGAAAUUUUUGACACAAGACGAAGCAAUUAAUAUUGAUGUAGAGUUAUUUAACGAAUAUAAGUUUAGUGUCGAUCAACUUAUGGAACUGGCUGGUUUGAGCUGCGCCCAAGCCAUAGCAAAAUGUUACCCAGCCGAACGAUAUAAGCGGGUUCUUAUAUGCUGUGGGCCUGGUAACAACGGCGGUGAUGGAUUAGUGUGCGCUCGACAUUUAUCCCUGAUGCGUUAUCAACCAACCAUUUACUACCCAAAACCAACACCAAAAGAACUAUAUGAAAAUCUAACCCAUCAGUGCAUGCGUCAAUCUAUACCAUUUCUUAAUACAAGCCCAACUCUUGAAACAACAAAUGAAUGCUUCGAAUUAAUUGUUGAUGCACUUUUCGGAUUCAGCUUUAAACCACCAGUUCGAGAGGCAUUUAUACCUAUAAUGGAAAUACUUCAAAAGACGAACAUACCGAUCGCAAGCAUUGAUAUACCAAGCGGCUGGGAUGUCGAAAAAGGAAAAUUAAAUGAAGAUUUCGAACCGGAACUGUUAAUAUCGCUAACAGCUCCAAAACUGUGCGCCAGUUCAUUUAAAGGAAAAUACCAUUAUUUGGGAGGACGUUUCGUCCCACCAGCCCUCCAAGAAAAGUACCAGCUACAUUUGCCCGAGUAUCCAAACUGUGACCUGUGUGUGAAAUUGUAAAUUUGUAAAUGAUUUACCUAUGUACAUAUGUUAGUAAAUACAUAUUUAUUAAAGCAACACUUAUUUGUA
Messenger RNA from Anastrepha ludens (Mexican fruit fly), 1086 nucleotides. It is a transcript of the gene Naxe, whose product is annotated as NAD(P)H-hydrate epimerase. Bases 115 to 1017 code for a protein of 300 amino acids. Lineage: Eukaryota; Metazoa; Arthropoda; Insecta; Diptera; Tephritidae. The transcript is spliced from 3 exons. The record is from RefSeq and is a predicted model, not a curated record. Gene Ontology annotation, cellular component: mitochondrion. Gene Ontology annotation, molecular function: NAD(P)HX epimerase activity.